AUCAUCUGAGAGGUUUAUGAUUUUCCUUCAAUUCAUCCUUCUUUGCGUUCUUUCUCUUAGCUCUCUUUUCUUAGGAUUGCAAAUUUUCCCAGAAACUUCAUCCUGUCCUCCAACAUUAUCCCUCAAGAUCCCCAAAUUCUUGCUGCAAAUACUGUUUUCAUUUGAUAUUCUCCUCUCCUUUAUCUGUACCCUCUCCUAGGGAAAGAGGACCCUGUAAUUCUCUUAGAAACCCACCCUCUAAUUUUUCCAUCACCUUUUCUUUUUUCACUUCCUCACGAAAAUGCAGUUUCAUUAUUCCUGAAUCAUCACUCACUGAUUAAUGGGUUUUGCUUAGAUUUUUCAGCGGCCUCUUGCUUGCUUUUACUUGUUAGAUGCUACUAGGUUUAUAUUGCAAAGGGUCUUUUUCAUAUUUUGUCGAUUGAAGAGCUUGAUUGUUCUGUGACAUUUUUGACAAAAUUGAGGGAUCUGAAAGUUGCUGUGUUUUUUGACAAGGGAACUGUUUUUUGGGUCGCUGUGGUUGGUGAACUUAAUUGUAAAGGAGAAGGAUAUUAGUAUCUGACUGGUGUAUCGUAGUGUUUAAUCGGGACUGCUAAUCAUGGAUCAUGUUAUUGGUGGCAAGUUUAGGCUUGGACGGAAGAUCGGUAGCGGAUCCUUUGGUGAACUUUAUUUGGGCAUCAACGUGCAAACUGGAGAUGAAGUGGCUAUUAAGUUGGAAUCUGCAAAGACAAAGCACCCUCAGCUUCACUAUGAGUCAAAGCUCUAUAUGCUUCUUCAAGGAGGAACGGGUAUUCCUCAUCUGAAAUGGUUUGGAGUCGAGGGUGAUCACAAUGUCAUGGUCAUUGACCUUCUUGGACCAAGCUUAGAAGACUUGUUUAAUUAUUGCAAUCGGAAGUUUUCCUUGAAAACGGUUUUGAUGCUUGCUGAUCAAUUAAUAAACAGGGUUGAAUAUAUGCACUCUCGUGGUUUUCUUCACCGUGAUAUAAAGCCUGACAACUUUUUAAUGGGGUUAGGGCGUAAAGCAAAUCAGGUCUAUAUCAUUGAUUAUGGCCUUGCAAAAAAGUACAAGGAUCUUCAAACGCACAAGCAUAUACCAUAUAGGGAAAACAAAAAUCUCACAGGCACAGCUCGCUAUGCUAGUGUUAAUACACAUCUUGGAGUUGAGCAAAGCAGAAGGGAUGAUCUGGAAUCACUUGGCUAUGUGCUUAUGUAUUUUCUGAGAGGAAGCCUUCCCUGGCAGGGCUUGAAAGCUGGUACCAAAAAGCAGAAAUAUGACAAGAUCAGUGAAAAGAAGAUGCUUACUCCAGUAGAGAUCCUUUGCAAAAACUAUCCUUCAGAGUUCACAUCAUACUUCCAUUAUUGCCGAUCACUGCGAUUUGACGAUGCACCAGAUUACUCAUAUCUGAAGAGGCUCUUCAGGGACUUGUUUAUUCGAGAAGGGUAUCAGUUUGACUAUGUCUUUGACUGGACUAUAUUGAAGUAUCCUCAGAUUGGCUCCAGUUCUAGAGCAAGGCCAAGCAGCAAAGCAGCCAUAAAUCCAGGUCCAUCAGCAGAAAGAGUAGAACGACCAUCAGUGGGCCAAGAGAUCCGAGAUAGGUUCUCAGGUGCAGUUGAGGCAUUUGCCCGAAGAAAUGGUUCUGGACAUGCUUUGCAUGGGGAUCAGUCCCGAUACAGGUCAAUAGAUGAUGUGCCGUCUUCUAAGGAUGUGCAUACUGAUUCUGAAAGGCCUCGAUCAUCAUCUCGAAAUGGCAGUACUUCAAAGAGGGCUGUUGUAUCCAGCAGCCGGCCAAGCUCCUCUGGAGAACCUAGUGAGAAUCGGUCAAGCCGGUUGCUCUCAAGCAGUGGUCGAUUGUCCACAACCCACAGAGUGCAACCUGGGUUUGAGUCCAAAUCAUCUUCAUUUAGUCGUGCUACAGCCACAAGAGGCGGUCGCGAUGAUACGCUUAGGAGCUUUGAGCUCCUGUCCAUUGGCACAGGAAAACGGAAAUAAGGAAUGUAUCCAUCUCUAAGAAGUAAGAAUUGUUACCCUGUGUUAGGGAUCAAACCUCCUCGCGUAGUGAAGAUGUGAGGAGUAUAAUGGUGUGUUAACAGUUACUUUGUAUAUGUGUUCCCAUUGUUGGAAGCAAAAUCAGAACUCCACGAAGUCUCAAAUGGAAAGACCCCUGCAAUUACGAGGCUCACUGAACUCCUCUCGGACCCAGCCAGAUCCAUUACGAAUUAGGGAAUUGUUUAUAUUGGAGACAUUAGUAACUUUGUAAUAAAUCUCACUUCUGUAUUUUUCUUUUUCCCAAGGAAAAGAAAACUUCAACUAAAGCACUAACACGAGAGUCUGGUUUCUUCUGUGUCA
Molecule: messenger RNA, 2344 nt
Organism: Manihot esculenta (cassava)
Lineage: Eukaryota; Viridiplantae; Streptophyta; Magnoliopsida; Malpighiales; Euphorbiaceae
Product: casein kinase 1-like protein 10
Exons: 14
Coding region: 596-1987 (463 amino acids)
Biological process (GO): peptidyl-serine phosphorylation; endocytosis; signal transduction
Cellular component (GO): cytoplasm; nucleus
Molecular function (GO): ATP binding; protein serine/threonine kinase activity
Source: RefSeq, a predicted model, not a curated record